AUGGAUUCCUCUAGAAGAGAUAUUGAGACGGAACUCAAAAGAGUACUCAAACUGUGUCAAUGGGAUCAUCAUGAGAGUGCCAUUGAAAACUUCACAAGUACAAGGCAGAAGCUGAGGAAAAUUAUAAAGAAGUACACAGUGGUUCUGGAACAACCUGUAAUUGUUUUCCUUGGCCAACAUAUCGUGAAAGGGGCUGAAUCCCAACCUCAACAAGGUCAAAAGUUCUUCGUGGACGAUGUGAACCGAAAAAUAGGGACGAUGGAUGCUCCUUUUGAUUUGACAGUGUUUAAUGAUGAAGACAGGUGUAUGUGGUACACUGGUUGGAUAAAAGAAGCAGAAGCUGCUCUGAAGAAGUUACGGUGUGAUAUAACACUUGAAUUUGGAUAUUCAGAGUCUAAUGGUGCCAACAGUCUUUGCUCAGAAGUUGCAGGAAUAUUAAGGCAAUGCUCAGCUUCUCUGUCCGCUUAUCCUCUAUACACAGACGAAUGGCAUGCUGUGUGGCACACACUUCAAAAUAUCUUUGAUGGUGCUGUGGAUUGCUGUGAUCUGUGGAAGGAUGCAAGCAAGAGUCAAAAGAAAAGGCGGGCUUUUUCUGACCUUCUAAAUCUUUUAAAAAGCAGUGGGUUGUCGAGGGACAUAUUUACUGAGGAUGAAGUUAAAUCUUGGUGGUUCGUUCAUCCAUCAUAUGAUGUUCAGCAUCUUCUGCUGACACAAAGUAGACUUCCCUACGGAGAUUCUGAUGCUGCUCUUCCUUUGCCCUAUCAAGAUCUUGUUACUGAAUGGAAAACACCAAUGAAUACUACUUCAAUUGGCAGGCCGGACCCUUUUCUUCACCAGCUCAUCAAAAUACAAAAAAAUCAACAUAAAGCUGCCAAUAAAUUUGCAGAGCAGUUGAGGGACUUGAAGGAAUGCAUUUCUACUUUGGAGAAUUUGGAUUCCACUGAUUCUGAGGAUAAGAGUGGCAAUUGCUCUAUUGGUCAAAAGCAACAUGCCACCUUCAAAUACAUGUGGCAGCAGAAGCAACUAUUUGAUAGUUUGUGUGCCACUUCGCAUGAAGAAUUGUUGCUGCUAAAGACAUUUGAUAAUACCCAUUUAAAGGGUUGUCAAACUGUCAAGAAUGAAGGAAAUGAGUUUCUUGCUUCCAUCGAGAAAUUUAUUCCAGUUCUACAGAAAUCUAAGGAAUCAUUGGACAAUUACCUUCUUGGUCCUGAUAGAGCUAUAGUUACUCUUGCUCGCUCCUCGAAAUGCGUUCUUAUUUCAAAAGACAUGGAACAAUUGGUGUCUCAAAACUUCGAGGUUUUAAAGGAGUUUGAGGAGCAUCUUCUUGUUUUCCAUGCAAAAGAUGUGGAUAAAAGCUCAGUUGAAGAUAUUUUGCUCGGUCAUUUUGUAGAUAUACUUGAGAAGGGGAGGUCAAUGGAAGUGGAGUUCAAUUCAGUGAUGGAUGAGAAAAAUGUGUCAGUUGGUGAACUCGAAAAUGCAUUUUGGGAAGCCCUAAGAAGUACAUUUGAACAUAUCAUGGGGGCAAUGCAAAAAUUAGGUUCACCAAGUAAUGACCAUGUUCAUCCAGACAAAUUGGGGCAAAUUACGUCCUGGGAAAAAGUAUUUGACUCAUUUUUGAAAAAUCUGAGCUUGGACGAUUUACGCAAUAAGCUUCUGAGGACAAUCUUUUAUGCUGGAGAACUGGUGAAUCAUUGCGGUGGAAAUUCUCUGAGUCUUUUACUCAGAAUUGAAGCACAUUUUAAACAUCUAUGUAGGUGUUUGGACAUCUUAUUGAACUUUGGUCAUGCUCUGAUGAAAGAACUUUUAGCUAUGUGCAAAACUGUAUCUUUAAUAAUUCAUAAGCUUGCAAACGUUUUAGCUUUAUAUUCAAAGGGAUCUGGGAUUUCUUCUGAAGACAAAGAGGAUGAUGCUACUGGUGAUAUAUCUCAAGAUAAAAAAGGAACAGGUAUGGGAGAUGGUGUUGGACUGAAUGAUGUCAGUGAUCAGAUUACCGAUGAAGAUCAACUUCUUGGAAUAUCUGAGAAGGCUAGCGAAGAACAAGAUGCCUCAGGUGAAGUCCCAAGUAAAAAUGAUAAAGGGAUAGAGAUGGAGGAGGAUUUUGCAGCUGAUACAUUUAGUGUCAGUGAAGACUCUGAAGAUGAUGCAAAUGAAGAUGAUGCAGAUGAGCAUUUAGAAUCUGCAAUGGGAGAAACAGGAGUUGAUGGUGAAACUGUUGAUGAGAAAGUAUGGAAUAAGGAUGAAGAUGAAAAUGUCAAUAAUUCAAAUGAGAAGUAUGAAUCUGGGAAUUCAGUUAACGAUAGGGAUGCAAGUUCUAGGGAGCUUAGAGCCAAGGAUGACUCUGCUGCCGCCACCAAUGAGCCUGGAGAGCUUGAUUUAAAUGAAAUUGAUGAAGAUAAUGGUGAGAUUGGAAGCCAGGAUGAUCUCAAUGAUGUCGAGAAUGUUGAGGACAUGAACCUGGACAAACAAGAAGCAGUUGUAGAUCCUACAGGAUUAAAUCCCGAUGAUUUGAAUCAAAAUUCUGAUGAAACUAUGGAGUUGGAUGAUCCUGAAAUGCAUGAUGAGCAUGCGGAGAAUGAAGACCAUGAAGAAGAACAUGCAUUUUCAACUGAUGAAACCAUGGGAGAGGCAGAGACAGAGACAGAACAAAUGGAUGCAACUCCUGAAAGGGAUGAUGCAAGUAAGGAUCAUGAAGAUAAUCCUGACAUAAAUUCAGGAUUAAGUAAGGAUGUAUUCGAACUGGGAGAGUCUGACUCAAUGCGUGAUGAUGUGCCCAACACAGAACCUUCGACACAACCUAAGAGUGACUUGAAGGCAUCAGAUCCAAGAGAUGUAGCACCAGAAUCAAACUGGGCAAAUAGCAAUGAUAUUCAUAAUGAGCUUACUCCUAUGAGAGGUUUACCUUCCACAAAUACCUCAGAGCUGGAUAUGAUGAUUUCUGAGGCAUCAGAUAAUGGUAAAAAUGUUGCUGAGCAACCAAAAAGUCAACUUCCUAGGCAAGAAUCUUCAUCUGAGAGGAAAAGCAAACCAAACCCUUACCGUAGUGUUGGGGAUGCACUCAAGGAGUGGGAGGAAAGAGUUAAAGUGUCUGUUGAUCUUCAGGAAGGUGACGUGGAGCCACAAGAUGAGAUCAAGAAUGAAAAUGCAGAUGAGUUUGGAUACGUUUCUGAGUAUGAAAAGGGGACAGCUCAGGCUUUGGGACCUGCAACAUCUGAACAGAUUGACAGAAAUGUAGAUGGUAAUAAGUCCAAUGCGGGUGAAGAUGAUCGUACAACACAUAAAGAUGGCCUUGUUGACAUGGAAAUUGAGAAUAAAAAAUAUGAAGCACAGCCUAGCAGGAGUCGUGCUUCAAUGCUCCAAGAUAAGAUAGAGGAUCAGAUGCAUCUUUCUGGUAUAGAAAAAUUGCCAGGCGAUGAGUAUCAAGAUAUUCAUAGCCGUCAUGAUGGUGAUCCCAAAAGCAUAGUAGAGGAUGUAGUUUCUGUGCAGACGUCCUACUUCAGUGAUGACAUGCAUCAGCUCAGUAAACUUUCUGUAAAUGACAGUGACAUGGGAAAAGCACAAGUUGCUGGCGAAUUUUCUGAUGAUGUUGUGGGCAAUGCUACUGUUCUCUGGAGAAGAUAUGAGCAGACCACAACAAGAUUGUCCCAGGAAUUGGCUGAACAAUUACGUCUUGUCAUGGAGCCUAAUCGAGCCAGCAAGCUUGAAGGGGAUUAUAAGACAGGCAAGCGGAUUAACAUGAAGAAGGUGAUUCCAUACAUGGCCAGUCAUUAUCGGAAAGAUAAAAUAUGGCUGAGACGGACCCGUCCUAACAAACGUGAUUAUCAAGUUGUCAUUGCUGUUGAUGAUUCCCGUAGUAUGUCUGAGAGCUGCUGUGGUGAUGUUGCUAUUGAAGCUUUGGUAACGGUAUGUCGUGCAAUGUCCCAACUAGAAAUGGGCAACCUGGCUGUUGCAAGCUUUGGAAAGAAAGGUAACAUAAGGUUGCUACAUGACUUCGAUCAACCUUUUACUGGAGAGGCUGGAAUCAAGAUGAUCUCGAGUUUGUCAUUCAAGCAGGAGAAUACUAUUGCUGAUGAACCAGUUGUUGAUCUUUUGAAGUAUCUAAACAACAAGCUAGAUGAAGCAGUUGCAAGAGCACGACUUCCCUCUGGAUGGAACCCACUAGAACAGCUCGUUUUGAUUAUUGCGGAUGGUCGUUUCCAUGAGAAAGAGAACUUGAAGCAGUGUGUUAGGGAUGCCUUAGCUAGGAAACGUAUGGUUGCAUUUUUGCUUCUUGAUAAUCCACAAGAGUCCAUAAUGGACCUCAUGGAAGCAUCUUUCGAGGGUGGGAAUAUUAAAUUUUCGAAGUACAUGGACUCUUUUCCUUUCCCAUUCUACAUUGUACUAAGGAACAUUGAAGCACUUCCUAGGACUCUUGCUGAUUUACUGAGACAGUGGUUUGAGCAGGCAUGCAAAAAUACUUGA
This is a messenger RNA of Prunus armeniaca (apricot), 4458 nucleotides long. Lineage: Eukaryota; Viridiplantae; Streptophyta; Magnoliopsida; Rosales; Rosaceae. The record is from the annotation of a GenBank genome assembly.